This is a messenger RNA of Solanum dulcamara, 1150 nucleotides long. RefSeq lists its product as uncharacterized. The transcript is spliced from 2 exons. Bases 117 to 923 code for a protein of 268 amino acids. NCBI's taxonomy places the organism in Eukaryota, Viridiplantae, Streptophyta, Magnoliopsida, Solanales, Solanaceae. The record is from RefSeq and is a predicted model, not a curated record.
CUCUCGGCUCUUUCUAGGUCCGCCCCUGCUUCUCUAAUUUAUAAUUAUAUUUAUAGGUGGCCAAAAUCUCUACUUGUUUCGAUAGAAAAAAAAGAAGGAAGAACUUUGCGGACAAAAUGUGGUUGAACUCUAAUUCUAUUGAUAAUGAAGAGAUAGCUCUUCUCAAAGAAGAGGAAGAAGAAACAUUAUCACUUGGUGAUAUGCCUAACAAUAAUGAAGAGAACCAAACAACAAAGAAAUUUCCUCUUGGAACUGAAAGUGUAACAACACAAGAUCAAGAGUUUGAUUUCUUCCAAGGCCAAAUUUUACCUCUAAGUGAUUGCCAUGACAUCGGCAUAACGGGCGGAGCUACAUGCAAGAAAACGAGUUUAACUGACUACUCUUCCUUGCAAAUAAGGAUAGGGUCCAUGGAACAUUGUCACCAUCCAAUUGGGAUUAAAAAUUCAAGUAUUAAUUCUUCCACUACAAAUUCUCGAUGUUCCUCGUACGAGCCUCAGAUUCGAAACCAAUUUCAUUCCCAACCAAGUCCGACACCCCAGAUUCGAUUUUCAAAGAUUACAAACAUCAAUAGUUGCAAUCGAAAAUCGACUAUGUGGAGCCUUUUUCGUGUUGGGCUAGUGAUAACGCCAGAAAUUGCAUUACAAGAUCUUAAAAUUAGACGCAACAAGAAUUCCAACAUUAGCCAAAAUAAUAACAGCAAUAGUAGCAGCAAUGACAAUAGAAUGAGGUCUAUUCAAAGGAAAAGGGCAUUUCUGGGAAGCUGCAAAUGUUCUGUUGAAACAGUUCCGUCAAAACUUGUUACCAUAAACAGAGGCAGCACCAAUCGUAAAAGGGUAGAACAGCCAGGUGCACAAAGCAUUCUAUGUAUACCAAUUGUAAAUAUCACGUCAUCAACAUUUGAAGGGUCAAAGGCAGAAACAUAAACAUUCAAAAAUUAUAGUUUCUUCUUGGGUUUCCCACCUCCUGAUGUUUUGAUAUCUGCUUUGAGCCUCGGCUAAUUCAAAGUCAGGCUAUUUAGUACUCAUCAAAAGAAAAAAUCUUUCUACAAGAAUCUGUUUCAUUCUAAAGUUCGAACAUAUCACACUGAUUAUGGGUCAAAAACAGUGCCACACAUGCUUGAACUUGGUUUAAUUUCAAGUACUACUACUAU